Molecule: messenger RNA, 363 nt
Organism: Pestalotiopsis fici W106-1
Lineage: Eukaryota; Fungi; Ascomycota; Sordariomycetes; Amphisphaeriales; Sporocadaceae
Exons: 4
Coding region: 1-363 (120 amino acids)
Source: RefSeq, a predicted model, not a curated record
AUGCACUUCCAGUCAACUUCGGUCAAGAGCCUGUUCCUCGCAGUGUUCGCUGCUACGGGUGUCUUUGCCGAUCUGCACUCCACUGCAGUAUGCGUCGACAACCGAGUCGAGUUCCCCUCUGGUGGAACUGCCUUCAGCGUCAGCUACAGCUGGGUCAAGAACUAUGAGAUUCUUCCCGAUGCCACAAAGUGUGCCUGUGACUACUACAGAAACCGCAACACUGGCGACAACCAAUGGGACCAGUGCCCUGACUGCACAUUCGAUGGUCUUGGUUGCAACUCGGCGGAUUGGCACAUUGGCGGUGAUGAGUUUACCUACUACUGCGAAGAAAAGUGUGGUGCCCACGGCUCUGAGGCCAACUAA